Molecule: messenger RNA, 591 nt
Organism: Penicillium bovifimosum
Lineage: Eukaryota; Fungi; Ascomycota; Eurotiomycetes; Eurotiales; Aspergillaceae
Product: histone deacetylase complex subunit SAP30 Sin3-binding domain-containing protein
Exons: 2
Coding region: 1-591 (196 amino acids)
Biological process (GO): regulation of DNA-templated transcription
Cellular component (GO): histone deacetylase complex
Molecular function (GO): protein binding; transcription coregulator activity
Source: RefSeq, a predicted model, not a curated record
AUGGCACCCCCGCGUCAACGCACCACAGCAGUGGAUGACUCGAGAUCCGAAGCCUCGAGCGGCACAAGGGACUACCCCAAAGCCAAUAAGCGCAGACCAGCAGCAAAAGAGAAGGUAUCGGUGACUAGUGCGCCUGCCAUAGAACAGCAGGUCGAAGAACAACCUCAACUCUCCUGGACAGACCUCCCCCUCGAAAUCCUCCACUCCUACCGCCACGUCCACAAACUCCCAACACCCUCCGCCUUCUCAAACGACUACUCCCGCAUGAUCCUCUCGCAAGGCGUCGGCCUCCGCUCCCCAACCUCCCUCGCCGCCCGUCGUGCCCAAUAUCACAACCAGAGGCAAAGUGAAAGUCAGACUCAAACCCAGAACUCCAACAGACCACACGCAUCCGACUCGACAUCACCCUCGGACUCGGCACUCCACCGCGUCGCAGGCCAAGACCGCGUGAGCAAAGACCAGUUCGCGCGUGUCGUGCGCAAGCACUUUAACAGUGCCGGUCUGUCGGAGCAGGAGACUAUUGCGCGGUUUCUGUAUACUGUGCGUGAGGACCGGAGGGGGAGACAGUUUCGGUUGCGGUUCCAGCCGUAG